Prorocentrum cordatum is the source of this 1077-nucleotide messenger RNA. Lineage: Eukaryota; Dinophyceae; Prorocentrales; Prorocentraceae. The record is from the annotation of a GenBank genome assembly.
AUGUACGGAGCUUGGGGUGGCUACGGAGGCGGACAGCCAGCCUUUGCGGGCUACCAGCAGCAGCAGCAGCAACAGCAGCAGCAGCAGCAGCAGCAGCAGCAGCAGCAGCAGCUGCAGCAGCAGCAGCAGCAGCAGCACGCCGCUGCCUACGGACAGGUCGGGGCUGCCGCGGUGGCACAGCAGGUCGCACCAGCAGCGCUGGCGUCGCAGGCAGAUGGCGGGGUUGGGGCCGCCUCGGUUAUACAGGUCCAGAACUGCUCCCACCCGGUAGUGGGCCCCAUCGUCAACGGCACCUACAACAAGCUGCAGGAGAACCACGGGAGGCCGACGUACCUUCGAGAUCAGAAGGCCGUCACCGGCCCUGGGUCGACCUCGGACGUCAUGGCUUAUUUCUGGGAUGAGCGAGACGGCGCCUCGCUGUGCGGCUGGUGGCUCGGGGCGAAGGUGGGCGGCGACCAGGCCUGGGGCUACAACCCCAGCAGGAGCAUGACCCCGCCCACCAGCGGCUGGCGGGUGCCGCACAACGGGCCCGCAGACCCGUCGCUGGCGGUGGUGGCGGCGGGACCCGCUGGCGGGCAGGCGGGUGGCGGCGCGGUCGGCAGCGGCGACUGCGUGGGCGGGACGCGCCACAUUAUGGUCUCGGGCGUCAGCACCGAGAACGUCGCCAAGUUUAUCAACGGCGCCUACACCGUGUGCGGGGAGAAUCACGGGAAGCCGGCCUACAAGAAGGACGUGCAGGUCAGCGGCCUGGACACCAUGCUUUACUUCUGGGACGCGCGGGACGGGCAGAGCUUCUCUGGCUGGUGGUUCGGGCCGGAGGUGGGCGGCGACAAGGUCAUGGCCCACAGCCCGAGAGACACGCAGACCCCGCCCAUGAAGGGCUGGAGCGUGCCGCACAACGGGCCCGCCGACCCAGCGGUCAUGCCCGGCAUCCUCGGCCGCGCUGGGGACUGCCGGAGUGGCCCAGCAGCAGGGCAACAUGCUGCUGCAGCAGCAGGGGGGGGCAGCAGAUGCAGCAGAUGCAGCAGAUGCAGAUGCAGCAGCACCAGAGCCAAGCCCAGCAGCAGCAGAUGCUGA